ACAUACUAGGAGGGCAACUACCACUCCUCAAAGGUCAAAGGCACUACUUAACCCAGACACCUAAGCUCUUCUGUUGAAAGAUGGAUUCAUCAGAGUUAGAGAAGUUACAGCUUGAAAUAAUAGGAGGAUUGUGUGCGCUGUCCAGAGCCAUUUUGGUGGAAUUACGUGACAAUCUCUUCAUCGCAGGCCCAGAAUUUGAGCAUGUCACUGGCAAGGGUCGUGCAGCACUCAUCACACUCAUUUCAAACCACAUCCAGAGAGCGGAGUUAGAGAAACUGGAGGACAAAGGUAUGUCUGACUUACUCCAUCUACAAGACACAAUUUCUGAGCUCCAGGUAGCUGAAAAGAAAGAUAAAUCAGGACAGAUAAAUGCCCAAGGAACACAAUUAACAGAGCAACAAAGAGAACGAAAUCAAGAAGAGGAAAGGCUAGUGAAAGAAAUUGAGGCUCUGCAGCUUCAGUUGACGACAACACAGGGGCACGGGAAAACAGAUGAUCAAGAAAAUAUAGAUAUCAACAACAAGGCUUCUAGCAGAACAUCUACACAGAGCGCAUCUCACUGUCAUCCACCUUGGCAUAAAGACUUUAAAAUAUCUGGUUAAAUUGGUGAGCCUGGACAGAAGGAGAGACUCACUUUUUCAAGUUUAGCUCGACAAAUCGAACAUGGCCUGAGCAAAGGAGUUCCAGAAUCUGAGAUUGUGGAUGCCGUGAUAAAAGCAAUCUCCCCUGGCAUGCAAAUUCGUAGCUACCUAGAGGGAAAAGCUAACUUGACCGUACCCACAUUAAGACGGAUACUUCGUUCUCAUUACCAGGAAAAGAGUGCAACCGAACUCUACAAACAGCUGACCUCAGAAGUUCAAGGCAUCAAAGAAACUCCGCAGAACUUCCUCAUUCGUGCUUUUGACCUCAGACAAAAGAUUUUGUUUGCCUCACAAGAAGCAGAGUCAGGCCUCAAAUAUGACCCAGGUUUAGUACAGAACAUGUUUCUUCACACUGUGUUAACUGGGCUACAAAAUGAUAACAUAAAACGUGACCUUCGACCAUACCUUGAACAAACUGACAUCUCUGAUGAACUGUUACUUGAGCGAAUGAACACAGCAUGUGCUUAUGAGACGGAGAGCCAAAAUAAAAGGAAGCUGUUGGGACAACAACGUCCUAUAAAUAUUCACUCAGCCCAGUCCAACACUGCUCCUGUUGAAAAGAAUGAAAAACCAUCAACUCAACAGAACUCAGGUAAAAUUCCCUCAACUGUAUUGACUCAGCUUGAAGAAAUGAGGUCUGAAAUGACUUUGCUGAAAGAUCUUAAAGUCGAAGUAUCCCAGAUAAGAGAGUCUAUGCAGCAGCCCCAGUACAUGUAUAGAGAUCAGCAGCCUCAAACAAGAGGAUUGGAUGGCACAUCAGCUCAGCAGUUCCCAGGUCAUCAGAUGCAAGAAUUGCCCCAGAGAUACUGGUACACGCCUGGCCCCGGACAGAGAGGUGAGACUGCACAGUAUCAGCAAAAGUUUGCCCCACAGCGCAGCUUCCCACCACAAAAUCAGAGACGUAUGAGGAGAUGUUUUAGCUGUCAACAGCGGGGAGCUGAGGACUACUGUACACACUGUUUCAGGUGCGGCAGCAGUGAGCAUUUCCUGGCUGGUUGUCGAGCUAGAGGACAAAGACAUGUUGGAGGUGACCCUUUAAACGGGGAAAGGUCGCUCGCGCGGGACAGGGAGUGACCAGUCAUACAGAGAGGUCCCAGCACUGUGCUCACUGUGGGAAAGAAGGUGAAGAGAUGAGACUGAAACAAUGUGCAUCAUGUAAAAAUGAACUCUACUGUUCUAAGUCAUGUCAAGUUAAUGGUUGGGCUGUGCACCAAGAAAAAUGUGUGCCAUUUUCAUGUAUGACUGUGAACACUCACUCAAAAGGAAGAAAACAAGCAAAAGUGGCUCCUCUGGUAGGAAAAAAAUAUGUGAUCGACUGUUACAUUCAACAUGAAAGAGUUCAAGCUUUGUGGGACUCAGGUUCCCAAGUAACAAUAAUGGAUGAACAAUGGAAACAAGAACACGUACCAGACUUGAGACUGAGAGACAUUUCUGAAAUUCUGGACAGUGCAGAUACUCUUGACAUUGUGGCAGCAAAUGGUGAGAAUAUACCAUAUGCAGGCUGGGUGAAGAUUACUUUCAGACUAGCUCCAGGAGAAGCAGUCACCACAGAAGUUAUAGUUCCAACACUUGUGAUGAAAGGUAACAAUCUGUUUCGUCCCAUAAUUGGCUCUAAUGUUAUCGAUCUCAUUAUAAACAGUGAAUCAAAACAGUCCAGCUCUAACAACAGAGAACGCCUCAGUCACGCAGUGAGGGCAGCAUUCCCUGAUCUCAAGCCAAACCAAGCAGAAGCCUUUGUACAGCAAGUAAGUGUUGAGCAAAAUCAUGAAUAUGUUGUGAAGACAAAAAAAGACAGGAUCAACAUACCAAAACACAUGUCUGUCAAAGUUGAGUGCCAUGUAAAUGUGUCUGCACCAGAUGAAGAUACAACACUUAUCUUUGAGCCAGAUGUGAACCCACGCUGGGCUGAGGGACUUCAAUUCUGUGACACGCUUGUAAAAGUGGGAAAAGGUAAUAAACCAUCUAUUACUGUUAGUGUACAGAAUCCUACAGACCAUGACAUAGUGCUGGCAGGAAGGACUGUGAUUGGGACUGUGCAGCAGAUUCAGGCAGUUUAUCCAGCUUCCAUGCUAGAGGGUUGCCGCCCUCCACCUCCAGCAACUAUGAAUCACAUCAGAGUUGAAAAGAAACACAGUAAUGACAAUUUAUGGGACCCACCUGUGAAUCUGAGCCACCUCAGCGAACCCGAGAAGGAGAUAGCUCACCAGAUGUUGAGAGAGGAGUCGGCUUCAUUCUCAAAAACAGAUGAUGAUAUCGGCUGCAUAGAGAAACUGCAACUCAGCAUAUCUCUGAAAGACACUGAACCUGUCGCAAAAACAUACCUCUCUGUACCUAAGCCACUUUACAGAGAGAUGAAAGAUUACUUGCAUGACCUCAUCGCACAAGGCUGGGUGGAGAAGUCAAACUCACCGUAUGCAUCACCAGUGGUUUGUGUACGAAAAAAAGAUGGAACUCUGCGGCUGUGUAUUGACUUCCGUGAAGUGAACAAGAAAACCCUUCCUGAUCGCCAACCGAUUCCCAGAGUGCAAGACAUCAUGGAUGGCCUAGGUGGAAAUUCCUGGUUCUCUCUCUUAGAUCAAGGUAAAGCUUACCAUCAGGGCUUCAUGGCUAAAGAAAGCAGACCUAUGACAGCUUUUGUGACACCUUGGGGUCUUUAUGAAUGGAUUCGAAUACCCUUUGGUUUGAUGAAUGCCCCAGCUGCCUUCCAGCGAUGUAUGGAAGAAUGUUUGGAAGGGCUGCGUGAUGAGAUCUUCAUACCAUACCUGGAUGACACGCUUGUCUUUAGCAAAUCAUUUGAGGACCAUGUUGAGGAUGUGAGAACAGUGUUACAGCGACUACGUCAGCAUGGGAUAAAGUUGAAACCAAGGGAUCCAGCCAGAGUCAGUGGAUGAGAUGGUGGUUCGGAAACCAAAAUUGAAGUUGGUGUCAAAUCAGGUGUAAAAUCCACCUUGUAUGCAGCAUAUUCAGCUAGACAGGCUUGUCACCUUUGAUGUCCAGGGGGCCUUGGUAGUUCGUCAACAGGCAGCAAACUGCCCAUAGUUGGUUGAUGGAGCCGGCCAAGGAGAGAGGAACAACCCCAUCCCAGAUAUGGUAUUCCUUGACACGUCGUAUUAUCCUCUCCACCAACACUCUCAGGCAGGCAAUAGCUUGAGUUUUUCCAGUGUCUGAUGUGCUGAGCUGAGGGGCGGUUUUUAGUGGGGGGAUGAUCAGUGAUGCCCCUACCUCUGCCAGCAUAUCCUCAAUUAAAAACCCUUUGUCAUUUAUUAUAAGACAUUUGUUUUCUAUUGAACCCCGUGAAGUCAUGGAGUCUGUGGACAGUGUCAG
Messenger RNA from Labrus bergylta (ballan wrasse), 3965 nucleotides. The record is from RefSeq and is a predicted model, not a curated record. Lineage: Eukaryota; Metazoa; Chordata; Actinopteri; Labriformes; Labridae.